This is a messenger RNA of Brassica rapa (field mustard), 3645 nucleotides long. RefSeq names its product serine/threonine-protein kinase TOR-like. NCBI's taxonomy places the organism in Eukaryota, Viridiplantae, Streptophyta, Magnoliopsida, Brassicales, Brassicaceae. Gene Ontology annotation, biological process: negative regulation of macroautophagy; TOR signaling. Gene Ontology annotation, molecular function: protein-containing complex binding; protein serine/threonine kinase activity. The record is from RefSeq and is a predicted model, not a curated record. Gene Ontology annotation, cellular component: nucleus; cytoplasm; TORC1 complex.
AUCAUCCUUAAUCAAGAACACAAACAUAUGUUGAGUUUUGCUCCAAACUACGGCAAUCUACCGCUCAUAGCAAAGAUUGAAGUAUUUGAGUACGCUCUAGAAAACACAGAGGGAAAUGAUCUGUCCAGGGUUAUGUGGUUAAAAAGUCGCUCGUCAGAGGUAUGGCUGGAGAGAAGAACCAACGAUACUAGAAGUUUAGCCGUUAUGAGUAUGGUUGGUUAUAUUUUUGGGUUAGGUGAUCGACAACCAAGUAACCUUAUGCUAGAUAGAUACAGUGGGAAAAUCUUGCAUAUUGAUUUCGGAGAUUGUUUUGAGGCGUCUAUGAAUAGAGAGAAGUUUCCUGAAAAGGUUCCAUUCCGUCUGACAAGAAUGCUUGUCAAAGCAAUGGAAGUAAGUGGCAUCAAAGGAAAUUUCCGGUCGACAUGCCAAAAUGUUAUACAAGUUCUCAGAACCAACAAAGACAGUGUAAUGGCGAUGAUGGAGGCGUUUGUGCAUGAUCCUUUAAUCAAUUGGCGUCUUUUUAAUUUCAAUGAAGUCCCUCAACUAGCCCUACUCGGUAACAACAAUCCCAAUGGUUCUGCUAAUGUUGAACCUGAGGAAGUAGAUGAAGAUCCCGCUGAUGUAGACCUUCCUCAGCCUUAAAGGAGUACUCGAGAGAAGGAAAUUCUUCAGGUUUCUUUUUAAUUCUUUUGUUGAUGAUUUGAUUCUUGGAUUGUAUUUCAGGCUGUGAAUAUGCUUGGAGAUGCAAACGAGGUAUUGAACGAACGUGCAGUAGUUGUAAUGGCUCGUAUGAGUCAUAAGCUUACGGGCCGUGAUUUCUCUACGUCUGCGGUUCCAAGCAAUCCCACUGCUGAUCACAAUAACUUGCUCGGAGGAGAUUCUCAUGAAGUCGAACAUGGUUUGUCUGUGAAAGUUCAGGUUCAAAAGCUAAUCGAUCAAGCUACUUCCCAUGAAAAUAUCUGUCAAAAUUAUGUCGGGUGGUGCCCUUUCUGGUCGAUUUGGAGUUUCGUUAUCGUUUAUAAUAGGGCUUUGGAAACUUGUUGCUGCCGGCUUAGUUCCCGGUGAUAUCCUAUAGUACCGUCGGCUUUUGUAUCUUUGUCAUGUGUUUCAGUCAAAAUAUUCUGAAAUGAAAAAAAUAAAAAUAAUAAUAGUGUGUUAGAAUUCCUAGUCAUAUGUACAUAUGUUCAGUCAAAGUGGAAAAGUUGUUUCGACAACAAUCAACACGCCAUAUAUUUUUCAAAAUUUUGGUGUGAACAGAAUCAAGCAUAAAAGUAAGUUAAAUUAUUUCAAAGCUCUCAUUGAUCUAAAGGACGUAAAAGUAAGCAGUUUCCUUAUAUAUGUAAACAGUUUCUCUUUGUGUAGAUUGAUGUUUCUCUUUCUGUCCUAUGGAAGCGCAUAGGUCCUGCAAUGUUAAUUGCUGUGCAUAAUGGAAAAUCUUUUUUACAAACAAUCAACCACUAUUAAAAUCUUUUUUUACAAACAAUCAAUCUUUUUUAACCGAACCAAAAACCAAAAAUGUCGGUUCGGUUCGGUUCGGUUCGGUUGGUUCGGUUCGGGGCAAAGUCGCAGGGCUAGUUACCUCAGAAAACUCACGGCUAAACAAAAAAUGCACGAUUUAACUAAGUUAAAAUCACGAUUUAAAAUAGACACGAUCUAGUUAGAAAAUAACACAUGGGUACAUUACGCACAGUUUAAUCACGAAAUAACAGUGGAUAUUAAUCUAACCACGACUUUCCCAUGUUAUUUCCGUGGCUAUAGCUUUUACCCGGAGGCACGAAUCUGAAGAAAUAUAGAAAAUACUUAAAUUUAUAAAACAUAAAAUAAUAGUUUAGAUAUGUAUAUUUUUAUGUUUAAUAUAAUAUAGAAAACAUUUCACUUUAGUUUUUAUUUUUAUUUGACAUAAAAAUAUCAAAAAAUAAUUUAGAAUAUUUAUAAUUUUUGUAACAAGUUAAGAGUUAUGACAUCUAAAAUAAUUCAAGACAUAAAAUUUAUAAAUAUUUAAAUAUCUAAUGUGAAUAAUAAAUUAAACUUCAUAUCUAAAAUAAAACAAGAGCAAAACAUAUAUUAUACUAAAUUAUCGAUAUCAAAAAUAAAUUAACACCAAAUCAUAUCAAUUAAUUUUGGUUUUCUCUACCAUCAUUCACCUUAUUUUCUUUAGGUGGCAUACUGAAAUCUUCAUCAAAACCUAUGAAUCACAAAUAUACAACUGAAAAAUGAAAAUCUAACUUCUUAAUUGGAAAUUUAGAAUAUAAAAAACAAUCUAAAAACAUAAUUAAAAACUUAAAAAGGUAAAAAAUAUCCAUUAGUUCAACUGGUGGUUCAACCGGUAUCGGAUUUCUGGUUUUAGUAGGUCUUCACAGGUUUUUGGGUUUUUAAAUAUUGGGUUUUUUUUAAAAAAAACCUGAUUUUUUUGGGACACCGGUUUACCGGUUCAACAGCAGAUCCGGAUCGGGUUUCAAAACACUGAUUAUAUAUAAUAGAAUUAAUUUAUUUAUUAACUCACGGUUCAUCUGCGAUUGAUCCACUAACUCCAUAAAUCAUCCGGUUCAGUGUUCGGAUCGGGUUUAAAAACAUUGGCUACUACUUUAUGAUAAAAUCAGGUGGUUGAGAGUGUCAAAAAGAGAGAAAUUUUGAAAACGAAAUCCCAAGAAAAGAAAACCCAAAUGGUUGGGAAACUGCCUAGGAGUAAAUGAUUAAGAGAGUUUUCGUGUAUACCGUAUUAAAUUUAUAUAAGUGAAAAACAUUAAAUUUUCUGAGUUUGUGAUUUUUGUGCAAAUAUAAUUCUCGUCAAAUCUGCAACUCUCGUCAAAGAUUAUCAUUGAAACAAUGGUAUUAAAUGUAUCAAUGGAACUUUAUAAUUAUUUGCACCAAAUAUCUGACUAUUCGUUGAGAGUGAGUUACAAAACAUUCCUUAAAUGAACAAAAGGUUAAUAAUGGGUGAAUUUGCUGAAUAUUUAUAAGAGGCAAAAAAAAAAAUGAAAAAUAUAGCCAUUAUACAAUAAUUCAAGAUGGAUGGGACAAUUUGUACAAAACAUGACCAAAAUCUUCUUUAAGGCGCGUGCGCUUGAUGUUGAAAUGCAUAAGAUAAAAUUAUCAUAGUAUACUACACACUAUUUAGUAUAGGCACACGAAUCAUUUCACUCUAAUUAUACUAUAUUUGAUUUAGAAUAGUAUGGCAAUUGAUGUUGGUUACCAACAUAAUAAAAUACAACCAAAUAAACCUUAAACCCGCUACCUAAACCCAAACUCUAAACACUAAACUCUAAACCCAAACGAUAGACCCUUAAACCCUAAACCCAAACCGUAUACCCUAAACCCAAACCCUAACCCAAAUUCUUAACCCAACCGUAAACCAUACCGGAUCUACCUAAACCAUAAACCAUAAACCAUAAACCCAAACCCUAAACACAAAUUCUUAACCCAAACCAUAGACCCAAACGGAGCUACCUAAACCCUAAACACCUCUAAACCCAAACCGUAAACCUUUAACCCAAACCCUAAACCCAAAUUGUAAAACCAAACCAUCGCCCAUAACAAAGCUACCUAAACCCUAACCUUGAAGGUCUAAACCCUAAACCCAAACUGUAGACCCUAAACCCAAACCCUAAACAAAAACCUCCCUAAACCCAAACUCUAAACCCUAAA